This is a messenger RNA of Venustampulla echinocandica, 879 nucleotides long. RefSeq lists its product as uncharacterized. The record is from RefSeq and is a predicted model, not a curated record. The transcript is spliced from 4 exons. Bases 1 to 879 code for a protein of 292 amino acids. NCBI's taxonomy places the organism in Eukaryota, Fungi, Ascomycota, Leotiomycetes, Helotiales, Pleuroascaceae.
AUGAUUAUUGCCAACCCCAAUGUCCCGGCUGCAAGACAAACAUCAUCGAGUUCGAUUCCGCCACAUCCUGCGUGCUUAACGGAUCUGCCCGAACUCGAGAGCACCUUGAAGAGCCAGUUAAACCGUUGCGAGAAUACCAACGCCUCUGAUGCCGUAUCGGCAUUGCAGUCGCAAGCCUCGCGGCUCAUACAAUUUGGAGCUUCCUUGACCGCGGCGUCUGGGGUCGCGAAGACGACUGGCGGUCCUGUCACGGCCAUUGGGGUAACUGACACCCCAGCGGAGAGGGCCUCACUCUCAUCGGUGUUCGCAACAGCUACCUGGGCGGCAGGGCACUCCUCGGGAAUGGCUUCUGUUUCCGCUGCGAAUCGCACCUCUACCCCCAUCGCCAACCCGGCGGCCCUCACUUCUGCUCCAUCGUCGGUAGAAACCAAACCACCUGGCCCUGGACCGGCGCUGAGCCAUACGUGGAUUGCAGGGCCAGUGCUGGGAUCAAUAUUAGGGGUUUCGACCGUAUUGAUAGUUAUAUACUGCACGCGACGCAAACAAAGGAGGGAGGAAUGGGAAUUAGGAGCGGUACAGCCCAAGGAAUUCCGUGACGACGACUCGACCGCCGCGGAUUCAGGAAAGCCACAAUUACAUUCAGAAUGCGUUCCCCCAAAGGAGCUGGAUAACUCCGAGGUGGUGCUCCCUGCGGAACUCCCUGCACUCGAGCCCGUGGGAAUGGAACUUCUCACACCGCGUGACGUGACCGAUAAACCGGAGAAGGAGUGGCCGCUACCCAUUUCUCCGCUGCCUGCAUUAUUUGCUGAGGCGGAAAUGCGUGAUGAGAGGGCAGGGAAAUCCGAGUCGCCGAAACAUGAAACAUUUUAUCACCCUUGA